AUGAAUUUCGGCGGCUCGAUUCAAUUACCCGCUAUUACACCAAAACCUACUAUACAAAACUUUAUAGAUAGAGCUUGUAAUCCACAAUUAGUAGAACCAGAUUUAGCUUUAAAUUUGGAAAUAGCAGAUUUGAUUAAUCAGAAAAAACAAAAUUAUCCACGAGAUGCUGCCAUGCAUAUAGUCAGACUUGUGAAUCAUCGGCAUCCGACUGCAGCCAUGUUGGCUUUGAUGCUUUUGGAUAUUUGUGUGAAAAAUUGUGGGUAUCCUUUCCAUCUACAAAUAGCAACCAAAGAAUUUCUGAACCAACUAGUUCAUAGAGCUUGUAAUCCACAAUUAGUAGAACCAGAUUUAGCUUUAAAUUUGGAAAUAGCAGAUUUGAUUAAUCAGAAAAAACAAAAUUAUCCACGAGAUGCUGCCAUGCAUAUAGUCAGACUUGUGAAUCAUCGGCAUCCGACUGCAGCCAUGUUGGCUUUGAUGCUUUUGGAUAUUUGUGUGAAAAAUUGUGGGUAUCCUUUCCAUCUACAAAUAGCAACCAAAGAAUUUCUGAACCAACUAGUUCGUAAAUUUCCUGAAAAAUCACCUGCUAUUCCUAAUCCAAUACAAUUAAAAAUAUUGGAAUUUAUUCAAGAAUGGAAAAUCACAAUUUGCACAACUUCUCGAUAUAAAGAUGACCUCGUCCAUAUCAAUGAUAUGUAUCGUUUAUUAGUAUAUAAAGGCUACAUAUUUCCUGAGGUUGAUAAUCGAUCUGCAUCUGUUCUUAUCCCUAAGGAGACAUUGAAAUCACCUGAAGAAUUAGAGGAAGAAGACAGAGUUGCUCAAGCAGCGAAAUUACAAGAAUUAAUUCGUAGAGGUAGACCUGCAGAUCUAGCAGAGGCUAAUGAACUUAUGAAAAUUAUGUCAGGAUAUAAUCAAGAGGCAAAACCAGAUUAUAAAAAACAGGUCAAUGAAGAGCUGGAGAACAUACAACAUAAAGCUAUACUUUUAAAUGAUAUGUUAAAUAAUGUCAAACCCAAUGAAAAAAUUGGUAGAGGCGAUAUAUUCGAGGUGAAAUAA
Molecule: messenger RNA, 1053 nt
Organism: Entrophospora sp. SA101
Lineage: Eukaryota; Fungi; Glomeromycota; Glomeromycetes; Entrophosporales; Entrophosporaceae
Source: the annotation of a GenBank genome assembly